Molecule: messenger RNA, 1970 nt
Organism: Linum tenue
Lineage: Eukaryota; Viridiplantae; Streptophyta; Magnoliopsida; Malpighiales; Linaceae
Source: the annotation of a GenBank genome assembly
CAUAUAGGAAAGGUACCCCCGCCUCAUUCCCGGAAAUAGCCCUCGCUAAUCUGGUCCAUCAGAUUAUCUUAGUGUCCUUUCAAUCGCACUUAAGGGCUGUGAUGAAUUCUUUCAAGUCUACAAAACCGACCAUAUUUGACAUCUGAUCCCUCUCGAAGAACACGCAACCGGAAAAAAAAAGGCGAAGAAAAGACAGGAAAAAGGAAAUGCACAGCGUCUUCUCCGCCGACGAUUUCACCGACCCCUUCUGGCAGGCUACGCCGCCGGCGCCAGCAAUCAACAGAAACCAAUCCGAGUGGGACCUGGAGAGGUUCCUUCAGGAAUUCCCUUCCUCCGGUUCCUCCUCCGCCAGCAACAGCACGACCACAGUGCCGUCGCAAUCGCCGCCAGCGACGAAGCCGGGGAAUUGCAACAGCGAUGUGAUGGAGAUCAGGCAGCAGCCCCCACAGCUUCAUCCUCAUGCUCAUCAUCCUCCCUCCCAACCUCAUCAAUUCCCUCAACCACUGGAUCACGCUCCCAUGGCUACGAUCGAUACGGAAGAGUACCGGGUUUUUCUCAAGUCCCAGCUUGAUCUGGCGUGCGCCGCCGUGGCUAUGACCAGGACAACGGCUGUGAAGCCUCCUGAUUUUUCUCCUUUGCCUGAGAAUCAAGUUCCAGUUACAUCUGCUAACAAUUUCCACUUGGGAUCACAACUUCCAGAUGAUGUUAAUCCACAGGUUAAAAUCAAGGGUGCAUGUUUGAGUAAGCCAAUUGCACAGAGUGAGGCUGACCGUGGGUCACCUGGAAUUCCGUCAUUACCCACGGUGCAAAAGAAACAAGAAGUGCUAACUAGGCAAACAACUAGUGGCUCAUCAAGGGAUGAUUCAGAUGACGAUGAUCUUGAAGGGGACACUGGAACCAAUGGAGGUCCUACUGACGUGAAGCGUAAAAGGAGGAUGCAGUCGAACCGAGAAUCAGCUAGACGCUCUCGAAGAAGAAAACAAGAGCAACUCAAUGAACUUGAAACACAGGUUGGUCACCUCAGGGAUGAACGUACUACGCUUUUGUCGAGGCUCACUGAUGUGAAUCACAAGUCCGAUGAAGCUUCUGUUGACAACAGAGUCUUGAAGGCUAAUAUUGAAACAUUAAGGGCAAAGGUGAAGAUGGCUGAAGAACAGGUGAAGCGGGUGACAGGUUUGAACCCAUUGCUCUUGGCAAGGUCUAACGUUGUAGUACCUAACAUGGGGAUGCACCAAUACCCUGGCGGCAUCCAGGCAAACAUGGAUGCAAACGAGUCCUUUCACCGACCACUUCCAAAUAUGACUCCAGCUCCACAUCUGCAACCAAUAAACAACAGCGGCUUUGGCAACAAAUACAUGGGUUCCAUAGCCGGUUCUGGUUCCCAUGCUCUUAAUGGAAUGACUAAUAUUAGUGGAAAUGGAAUGAACUCUACUAUGAUGCCACACAUGCAGAAGCUUAUUGGUCCAGGUAUCGAGCAACGACCAGCCUUGGCUGCGGCAAACACCUCUGGACAUCCCCAUCUUGGAGGAGUGGCCAAAGUUGACAAAAAGAAAUGAAGGAUGCUGAUGACGUUUUGCUGUGAAAUAGUUGGGAGGGAUGGGUGGCAUAUGUUCUUAGGGCUUGCAGUAUCGAAUUUGAAAUUAAUCUUAUAUGCAGUGGCUGUUGUGUAUCAUCGUCCUACAUUUUUAUAAGUGAUUCAUGUAGCUUAAGUUAUCAACUUAUCAUAGACCAGACCUGCUCAAGUAUCCACACAAUGGCGAUGAUUGUUCUCUAUGGUCACUCUCAUGUCUUAUAAUGCUGGUAUAAUUCAUUCAUUUUAAGAUAAUGCAUCGGUUUCCCUUCAGACAGCUCGGUCCUACGUGGAAAGUUACUUGUGGAAAAAGGUAGGGCUACCAUAAAGCUCCAAGUUGAAUAUCAAUCAUGUAUCCCUAAUCUCUAUAGCAUCAGAAUCAACAUAUUUUUCUUACCCC